AUGCAAAUGACGAAAUAUGCAGUGGCGAAGGAGACGCUAGAUGGACAAGUGAAAUUAAAGAGGAUCGAGGAGCAGGAGAAGGCCCGCAUUGUGGAGAAGGAGAAGGAGUAUAUGCGAGGUGUGUGGGAAGAAGUGGAGAAGGAGAGGAGGAGGACGGCAGAGGAAGUCGCUGCUAAAAAUGUGGAGAAUCGACGACGUAUGGAUGAGUUCGCCUUGCGAACUAAGGAAGCUCGUGAUGCGGAGAAGGAGAGGGAAGGAAUUCAGGAUAAGCAAUUUAUAUUAAAUGUUCUCGCGGAUGAGAAGAAGCUGGCGGAGAAGGAGGGGAUGGAGAGAGCUCUCAGGAUUAGGCAGCAACAUGAAGCAUCUGAUGGGCUCUGGGAUGUGUACUCAGCACAGGAGGCGGCAGUGAUAGCGCAGACAGCUAAGAUCUCGGGAGAGAGCCCAGCCAAGGCACUGGUCCAGGCUGCCCUAGUAGAGCAAGAGAACCGUCGAGUGAGCAGCGAUAAUGUGACGGUUAUAUGUGUGUAUUUUACGGACGAUUAA
Molecule: messenger RNA, 543 nt
Organism: Perkinsus marinus ATCC 50983
Lineage: Eukaryota; Perkinsozoa; Perkinsida; Perkinsidae
Exons: 6
Coding region: 1-543 (180 amino acids)
Source: RefSeq, a predicted model, not a curated record